ACACACACCGUGUUAGCCCUAGCUUCAGUCACCCGAUGAAUAAUCUGUAUUUUGAUAUCUAAUGUUGGUUACCUUGGUAAUUGGACGAUAUACACUUGGUCCUGGUGACGAUAUUGAUAUAAAUAGAUACACCACUUGCGUGAUGAUAUUCGAGUCAAUGUGACAAAAGUUAACCUACUUUAAAACCGUCAAUACAAGGUAUUGCUAUGUCCCAGAACAUCUAUGAGUGUGACGUUCUGCUAAAGACGCCAUUAGAACCGAGCGACCAGAAUGAUGACCGGAAGGAUAGUUUAAAGGGAACCAAUACUUCUCCACUAGUAUUGAGAGGCUUACAAUAUAAGGUCGACGAUAAUCCGCCAUGGCAUACUACAAUACUACUGGGUUUCCAGCACUACUUAAUGCUGUUGAGCUCCAACCUCGCCACGCCGGCAAUAUUUGCUACGAUAAUGUGUGCUGCUGGGAACAAACAAGUGACCUCGACCUUGUUGGGAAACAUGCUGUUCGCCUGUGGUAUUGGAACAGUUUUGCAGACAUUAUUCGGGACAAGACUGCCCAUUGUCCAGUGUCCCGCCUUUGCUUACGUCGUACCUAUGUUGGCGAUGAUAGAGAUAGAAGAGUUCGCCUGUCCAGAUUUUUCCGUUGUUGCAAACGCGACGGCUGGUGAAGUAAGUGGACUAUCAGAGGAUGAAUAUUGGAAAACACGCCUGAAUAUGCUUGCGGGAUCCGGUAUGGUUGCAGCCGGGGUAGAAAUCAUCAUAGGUGCAAGUGGUAUAAUCAACAUUUUACUACGGUAUAUAGGACCGCUUACAGUCGCCCCAACCAUCAUGAUGAUUGGACUUGGAGUCACAAAGCUCGGAUUUAACUUAGCGGGAAAACACUGGGGUAUUAGUUUAGGAACAAUUAUACUGAUUAUAGUAUUAUCUGAGUGUAUACCUAAAUUCUCCGUAAACGUCGCCUGCAGUUGCACCAAGUGCCCAGCUAAAACUGAUGUGGUCUUUCACAAAAUGUUCUCGGUGAUUAUCUCCGUUUGUGUGAUGUGGUUACUAUGCUAUAUCCUGACUAUUACCGACGUGUUCCCGGUCGAUAAAACAGCCUAUGGUUAUGAUGCGAGAACAGACCUGCGUACAGAGAUUCUUCAUGAGUCCCCUUGGUUCUCAUUUCCUUAUCCAGGAAAGUUUGGUUUACCUGUGUUUAACACGUCAAUGUUCGUGGGGAUGAUUGCCGGUGUGUUGACCUCUAUUAUCGAGUCUAUUGGGGACUAUUACACGUGUGCACGCAUGGCCGGUGCUGUGCCCCCUCCACCCUCCGCUGUCAACAGAGGUAUUCUUCUGGAGGGUAUCGACUGUAUCCUCUCCAUUUUAGUUGGAUCCGGCUUUGGUGUGACUUCAUGCAGUCAGAAUAUCGGCGUUAUUAGUCUAACCAAGGUUGGUAGCCGCCGUGUGGUUCUCGUGGCUGGAAUGAUGAUGAUGUUUUUCGGCUGCUUCUCUAAGAUGAGCGCUUUUGUUGUUACUGUACCGGAUCCAAUUAUUGGAGCAGCAUUCAUCGUCUUAUUCGCUGUGCUGACUGCCGUUGGAGGGUCCAACCUACAGUACGCUGAUCUGAACUCUCCUAGGAAUAUGAUAGUGAUGGGCAUGGCCCUGUUUGUAGGCCUGGCCCUGCCACCAUGGCUGACGGAUAAUCAAAACUUAUUUCUGCAACUCGACUCCGGACUUCGACAGGUCAUCACAGCAUUGCUGGGAAAUAACAUAUUCAUGGCCUGCUUUACAGCACUGAUCCUGGAUAACCUCAUGCCAGGUACAGUAGAGGAACGAGGGUUGAUUGCCUGGCGACAGGUUUUUGAAGAUAGUGGAUCAGAUGUUGAUGGUACCACUAAUGCGAUGACCUUAAAGACGUAUGACCUGCCCUUUGGUAUGAGCUACAUCCGGAAGUGGAAAUGGACAUAUUAUAUCCCCUUCUCACCUACUUUUUCUCGGAACGGACUGUGCUGUUCGGCCAAAAAAUGACCAGGAAUUCUGGAAUGAAAGUUUACCUGUGUUGAUAUUGACUAUGGUGAUGGUUAUUAAACAAUUGUUCGAAACACAAAACUACAUACCUAAAUAUUUCGACUACGUUGAGGCCUUCAUCAUUAGGACUGAGACUCGUUUGUGGUUAUUACCUGAGGUCCCUUGACCUGUCGGAAACAUGACCGCAGGAGCAAGCUAUAAACACCAUGUAGACAGUACCUUCCCAGAUCCUCGUUAAGGGUUGGCUGGUACAGGCGAUUGUAGAUUUCGCACCGUACCCCACGUUCAAGAUACCUCGCAUUCCUGCCUAGUAUAAGCAUCUCAGGUCGAUAAAGUGUCAUCAAUGUAACUCAAUGACGCGCUCCUGAGGUCACAUGGCAAUGUCAGUCCUACUUUUUGGGUAUUUAUAGUAUUGUGUUUCGAACUGAAAUAAAAAGUAUAAAAAACACCAUCA
Molecule: messenger RNA, 2457 nt
Organism: Mizuhopecten yessoensis (Yesso scallop)
Lineage: Eukaryota; Metazoa; Mollusca; Bivalvia; Pectinida; Pectinidae
Product: solute carrier family 23 member 1-like
Exons: 14
Coding region: 207-2003 (598 amino acids)
Biological process (GO): transmembrane transport
Cellular component (GO): membrane
Molecular function (GO): transmembrane transporter activity
Source: RefSeq, a predicted model, not a curated record